Molecule: messenger RNA, 750 nt
Organism: Gryllus bimaculatus (two-spotted cricket)
Lineage: Eukaryota; Metazoa; Arthropoda; Insecta; Orthoptera; Gryllidae
Source: the annotation of a GenBank genome assembly
AUGGACAUUCAGACCGAUACAUCCAGUUGCAGCGAAAUCAGUUCAUCACCUCGAACUGGAUCACAGAGGUGGGCGUGUCCGCGGCGGCGGGGCAGCGACUUCCUGCGCUCCGCUACUGUUCCGCGCAGAGCCUCUUUCCGCGCCCGACGCCCUGGCGCCGCGCCGCGCCGCCCCCGCUGCUGCGCCUGGGCCCCUUCGGCUGGCGUCGCUGCUGCCCCCGCGGCGGCGGCCGGCGGCGGCCCCGCCCCCCACUGCCGCCCGCCGCGGCGCGCCGCCGCCUCGCUGCGCGCCGCUCGCCCCCUCGACCACCCCGCCCCCGCCUACCCGGCGCACCCCUCCGAGAUGGAGACCCUCGUCAGCAACCUGGGCACCUCCAAGCACGGCCACCUCUGCAUCUACUGCGGCAAGAUCUACUCCCGCAAGUACGGCCUCAAGAUACACAUCAGAACGCAUACAGGAUAUAAACCUUUGAAAUGCAAAUACUGUCUCCGGCCGUUUGGUGACCCCAGCAACCUCAACAAACAUAUUCGUCUACAUGCAGAAGGUGAGACCCCUUACAAAUGUGACUUCUGUGGGAAAGUAUUAGUUCGUCGUCGUGAUCUCGACAGACACAUCCGAUCAAGGCACUCUCUUAAUCCUGAAGAUCAAGACACAAGUGAAAAUCUUUCUGAUGAUCAGCAAGAAUCAUCAUUAAAUAUUUUGUGACGAAUUUAAAGGAAUUCAACAAUACAAUACAUUGUUACAAAUAAU